GUGAGUGGCCGUGAAAGCUCCUAGGCCUGUUUGUUUAUCACCACUCUUGGGCCGAGAUGCCGCACCAUGUUGUCCACAAUGCCUCCAGUACUACUCGCAUUUGCACUCCGCGACUAUUGCGUACCUGGCCGCGGCCGCUUGAUAUAUGGAAUUUACCGGGAAAGCUUGGGAGCGAACACGGCUCCCUUCGCAUAUGGAGCACUGAAUUGUUGAUUAUCGGAACCUAAUACUGGCCGUAUCCCGAAAUUAACUAUGGCAGAUUACUCGGCGCCCGUCUAGCAAAUGACGAAGCCCGACACCUAUCGCUUUUGCCUUCAUACAGUGCACUUCGUAGAAGUCAUCGUUUUGUUGUCGCAUUUUCAAAUCUUGUUUUCCAUUGAGCCAAAUAAAUAGUAAACAAAACAACAAUUAACUAUCGAAAUCGAACAGUGUUUGGUUCUGCGACGUCGUCGAGAUUGUAUUUGCAAGAAAUUAUUGAAUUUGGCCAGUUGGGAAUCGCGCAGAAUGUGGUAUUUCCGGUAGGAGAAAAACCAUCGAGUUCAGGCCCUGGUUUUCCGAAUUGUUUCUCAAUUUCCAAGAGUUUUCUUAUCAACAUUCAAAUUUCUGGAAGGGCAAGCAAAUAUUGUAAAUCGCUGUCGUGACUGUUCUUAUUGGUUCAAGUGCGUUCCACGCUCGUUCGGUGGUGAUUAUGUUGAGUGUGCAGUGACGACACAAAUAGCAAAUAUGUUGGACGAAAAUGGCAAUAAUAAUCAAUGCGAAAUUAGUGGAAGAUUUCGUCAUAGCACUUGUUGUUUUCAUUUUCGCUUGUUUUGUAAACAACUGCGUUAGUAAUGCCAGUAGUAGACGUGUGACUUUAGAUAAAGAGUUGUGCAUGAUAUUUUUGUAUACUAGCGAUGGUACAUGGUUUUUCGCAAACACAAGAACGUUGACUUUACGCAUAUCAUAUCUAUUUCCAAAACGGAUACUCGCAAGAACAUAAACCUAUAUCAAUCAUGGGCAGCAGCGACGCUCAAACCUAUUGUCUAAGAUGGAACAAUCACAAAGCAAAUUUAGUGGAGAUCUUGGAUGCUCUUAUCAAAAUGGAAAGUUACGUCGAUUGCACCCUAGUCGUCGAAGAUCAAAUACAAUUCAAAGCGCAUCGUGUGGUUCUUGCCGCAAACUCGCCAUAUUUCCAAAGUAUCCUGCAAGAUGUUCCUAUGGAUCAUUGCAGCAUACUCAUUCCAGGCGUUCAAGCAUUCGAGAUGCGUGCCUUAUUGGAAUACAUGUACACUGGAGAGGUGAAUGUAACCCAGAGUCAAAUUCCAAAAAUCAUGAAAAUUGCGGAACAACUGGAAGUGAAAGGGCUUUUCGACAUGACUGACUUCAAAGAAAAAUUCAAUAAAAUCGACGAGACAGGUCCUAAAUCCACACAACAAGAACCAACAACUCCACCUGCAAGAGAGAGUGGAGAACAACAUCAGUCAUCUCCAGUAAUAGCCACAUCAACAACAGUGACCCCCUCUCAAAGUUGUAGUUCCUCGCCACCUUAUAAUUAUAAGCCACCUUACUCGAAUAUUUAUGCCAAAAAUUCGGAUCCAUCAACAUCAGAAAGACAGAAUCCUGUACCAUGGCCUCUUUCCCCGCAUCUUUCGUCGGGAAUGCCUAGCGCCGCGGCUGCAGCAAUGUUGAGCUCUGUGUAUGAGGCGGGUCCUGAUAUGAAUCCAUUAAAAAGAAAAAAGAUCUCAUCAAUGUCCAGUAUGUUAAUGUCACGUGAUACGCCCAUAUUGAGGAAUGUGUUGGCCCAACCACACGCCGCUGAUUCCUCGCAACCGAUGCCGCUCGUUUGUCAACCGAUUAAGCAGGAAAGCCGACCAGAAAAACUACCUGUGGAGAAUUGCAAUGGAGCUGAUUAUAAUAUGGAUAAGAAGUUUGCUAAGUACGAAGAGCCCCAUUCACCAUACACUGAUAAGUCGUUUGAGGAUGACUGUAUGGACAUGCCACCAAACUAUGCAAACGACUCCCGUUUAGCAUCAUACGUCCCACAGCAACAACAAAAACCGGAGUGGAAAAGAUAUAAACAAUACACAAGAAGCGACAUCCUUUCUGCUAUUGAAUGUGUACGUAAUGGUAUGAGUGCAUUGCAAGCUUCGCGAAAAUACGGGGUCCCAUCUCGUACUCUUUAUGAUAAGGUCAAGAAGCUAGGCAUAACCACCGGUCGCCCGAUGAAUCGAACUAUCAAAAGAAGUCCUAGCAAUGGAGGAGCUCAGAGUGGUUUCCACUUCAGUUUAGGUGCCGCAGCGCAUGCUUAUGGUCCGAACGAACAAAUUCUGCAACACAUUCAUGAAGCUAACGAAAGAGACAAAGAACGCGAACACCAGCUUCCUGCGACGAUUCCUCACCCAGCUGCUGCUCUUCUCGAUCCUGCAUUUUUACAGCAAGCAUUCGAAUCGCGAGGUGGAGAAAUUGCUAGCCGCGAUGCCUUGCAUGCGAUGGCUCUUGCGGCGGCAGCGCAUGCAGCUGCUAAUGGCAUAUCAACUAGUCCUGGAACAAAUGGCAACACUCGAUCUCCUAGUCCUAUGAGGUACACUGCUCGCUCGCACAGUCCCGUUACAAUUCGAGAAAGAGAAAGGGAAAGGGAGAGAGAGCGGGAACAUCAUCAGCAUCCUCCGCAAGACGACGAGGAUGAAGAUCAAGUUGAAGAUUUGUCUGUCGGCGCUCGAAAAGACGCUCAAUCACCUGUACCGCAUAGCAGCCCCUCAAAUGCAUAUCAACGACAGCAGGAGCACAGGCAUCAGCAAAUUUUGCAACAUCAUCAACAGCAAACUGGCGUUAUCGUCCCUCCGAUGACGAAGCUUCCAUCGAAUGGUGGAGAGGAUUACUCAUCUGAAAUGAAACGGGAGCCACCUUCAACGGAAGAAGCAACAACGACGAGGGAAUAAAGACUUUUUUUUACUUUUAAGUUAAAACACAGCAGAACAUGCAUCUGUAACGUUCCUCAUUCAGACACAAUGUAAGUCUACAAUUAUUUUAUUUUUAGAGAAAAUCUUCUAAUAGUGCAAUAUAUAAACGUGAAUUAAAAAAAGAUUUGAAUUGUAACUAAUGGAUAUUUUUCGGGAAGUCAGAUUUAGAAGGUUCAUUCUGCUUCAUACUCGCUGACAAACUUUUACGUAGGUUUAAGGAAUUGGGAUUUAAAUUCAAUUGAAAUUUUUGAAAGGCAAACAAAUGCCGCAACGUUUAACGUCCGAAA
Hermetia illucens (black soldier fly) is the source of this 3226-nucleotide messenger RNA. RefSeq lists its product as uncharacterized. Bases 993 to 2918 code for a protein of 641 amino acids. The record is from RefSeq and is a predicted model, not a curated record. Gene Ontology annotation, molecular function: DNA binding; protein binding. Gene Ontology annotation, cellular component: nucleus. The transcript has 3 exons. Gene Ontology annotation, biological process: regulation of transcription by RNA polymerase II. NCBI's taxonomy places the organism in Eukaryota, Metazoa, Arthropoda, Insecta, Diptera, Stratiomyidae.